GAUUCACUUUCAUACUUUCUCCAAACCCUAAACCCCCAACAGAGGAUUUUCACGAUCAUCAUCUCUGGUGAUUCACGACUGAAUCAUUUGAUAUCGACUUCUAUUUGUAUUGAUCUCUCUUAUUAUGGCAGUAACGAGGCCGAUUUCCUCAAAAAGGUCGUCGACAAUGUUUUGCAAAGGCUCAGGGACAUUCCUUGUUUGGAAGGAGAAGGGAUUGAAAUGGCAACUCCAUUUGGAAUCGAACAUCGAAUCAAGCAAGUCGAGGAAAAAUUGGAUUUUGCUCACUGCGACGAAACUCGAAUUGUUGGAAUCGUUGGGAUACCUGGUAUUGGAAAAACCACUCUUGCCAUGGAAUUGUACAAGAAAUCUAGACAACGGUUCGUACGUUGUCUGGCUUUUAUGAAGAUCCGUGAUAAGUGGACAGAUUAUGGUGCUGAGCGUGUGAGGAAGAUGUUCCUUGAAGAUUUACUACAGAUCACAAACAUAAGUGAUGAUGAGGCUACACAUAGUUGCUUAGAGAGUAAGUUGCUCUCGAAUAAAGUCUUUGUUGUUCUUGAUGAUGUGAGUAGCGCAAGACAAAUAGAAGUUCUUCUUGGUGACCGAAAUUGGAUUAAGAAAGGAAGCAGGAUUGUUAUUACUACCCGUGACAGGGCAUUCAUUGCUGAGUUAGAUCCAAAUCCAUACGUGGUUCCAAGAUUGAAUCUUGGAGAUGGGUUGAUGUAUUUUAGCUUUUAUGCCUUUGAAGAUCACGUUUGCAAUCCCGGGAUGGGAGAUUAUUUGAGAAUGUCUAGAGAGUUUGUGGAUUACGCUAGAGGGAAUCCGUUGGCUCUCAGGGUAUUGGGUCGGGAUCUUCGUGGGAAAGAUGAAGCGCAAUGGAGAAAGCGGCGUGAUACGUUGGCAAAAAGUCCAAACAAGAGUAUUCAAGAUCUAUUGAAAAUAAGUUAUGGUGAACUUAGUGAACAGGAGAAAGAUAUGUUUCUUGACAUUGCUUGUUUCUUCAGAUCAGAGGAUGUGUAUUAUGCUAGAAGCUUACUGGAUUCUGGCGAUACUGAGUCCUUUCGAGCUCCGAGGGAGAUAACAGAUCUUUCCCACAAGUUCUUUAUUAGUAUCUCUGGUGGACGCGUAGAGAUGCAUGAUUUACUACAUACAUUCGCCAUGGAACUUUGUUCAUUAACAGCUUGUGGAGUAAAUCAGGAGAAACUUAGGCUGUGGAAUGAAAAAUCCAUUAUCGCUGCGCUACAUGGUGAAAUGGAAACCAAAACUGUCAGAGGGAUUUCUCUAGACAUGUCUGAAGUACCGAACAUGCCUUUAGACAGGUUGGUCUUUACCAAAAUGUGCAAUCUCCGCUACCUUAAACUCUACAGUUCUGCUUGUCCACUGGAAUGUGAAGGUGACUGCAAACUAAACUUCCCUGAUGGACUUUCAUUUCCAUUGAAAGAGGUCCGAUAUCUCGACUGGCUGAAAUUCCCGCUGGAGGAACUUCCAUCAGACUUCACCCCGGAGAAUCUUAUUGAUCUCAAGCUGCCUUACAGCAAGAUUAAACAAGUCUGGAAAGUUUCUAAGGAUACACCGAAACUGAAGUGGGUCGAUUUAAACAACUCAAGAAUGUUGCAGACAUUGUCCGGGUUUUCAAAGGCCCCAAAUCUUUUGAGAUUGAAUCUUGAAGGUUGCUCAAGUCUAGUUUGUUUGUCUGAAGAGAUGCGAACAAUGGAAAGUCUUGUUUUCUUGAACCUAAGAGGAUGCACAGGUCUCCGGCAUCUACCAGAUAUAAAUUUGAGUUCAUUGAGAACUCUUAUCCUCAGCGGCUGUUCGAACCUUCAAGAAUUUCGGCUAAUUUCAGAAAAUCUAGAUUAUUUGUACUUAGAUGGAACUGCAAUAGAGGAUCUCCCUUCAGAGAUUGUGAAGCUUCAGAAACUUAUCUUAUUAAAUCUGAAAGAGUGCAGGAGGCUUGGGAGUCUUCCAGAGUGUAUUGGAAAGCUUAAAUCUCUUAAAGAACUGAUUCUCUCUGGCUGUUCAAAUCUUAAGAGUUUUCCAAAUGUUGAAGAGAACAUGGAAAAUUUCCGGGUGUUACUACUUGAUGGAACGUCAAUUGAAGAGGUGCCAAAGAUACUGCACGGUAAUAAUAGCAUAUCGUUUCUACGCCGUCUAUCUUUAAGCAGAAAUGAUGUGAUAAGCAGCUUAGGAUCUGACAUCAGUCAACUGUAUCAUCUCAAAUGGCUGGACUUGAAGUAUUGCAAGAAACUCAGAUGUCUUUCGACACUUCCACCGAAUCUCCAGUGUUUAGAUGCACACGGUUGUAUCUCUCUGGAAACAGUCACGAGUCCUUUAGCCUUUCUUAUGCCAAUGGAAGAUAUUCAUUCCAUGUUCAUCUUCACAAACUGUUGCAAACUCAAUGAUGCCGCAAAGAAUGAUAUUGCAUCCCACAUUCGGAGAAAAUGCCAAUUGAUCUCAGAUGAUCACCACAAUGGGAGUUUUGUCUUUCGAGCUUUGAUCGGAACAUGCUAUCCUGGAUACGAAGUACCUCCAUGGUUCAGUCACCAAGCCUUUGAUUCAGUGGUAGAAAGAAAGCUACCUCCACAUUGGUGCGACAAUAAGUUUCUUGGACUAGCUCUAUGUGCAAUUGUCUCGUUCCAUGACUACAGAGAUCAAAACAACCGUCUUCUGGUUAAAUGUACCUGUGAAUUUGAAAAUUUAGAUGCAUCAUGUAGCCGGUUCAGUGUUCCUGUUGGAGGUUGGUUCGAACCAGGAAAUGAGCCGCGUACGGUCGAGUCAGACCAUGUAUUUAUCGGCUACAUAAGUUGGUUGAACAUCAAGAAACUACAAGAAGAGGAGUACAAGAAAGGAUGUGUUCCUACUAAAGCUAAGCUUAGAUUCAUUGUAACAGAAGGGACUGGUGAAGAGAUUAAACAAUGUGAAGUGGUGAAAUGUGGGUUCGGUUUGGUGUAUGAGCCUGAUGAUGAAGUUAAUAAUGUUGUUUUGUCGACGAGGACGAGUAUGAAUGGUGAAGCAAGCACUCUAAUAUCCGCAGAAGAUGUUAGUGAUUAUCCAGGUGAAACUCCAACAACAGCUAGAGGCGGGGUAAAUUUUUUUUGGCCAACGAUAAGGCGAUAAAGGGUAAUUUAUGAACUUAGUUUGUCACACGAAGAGUCGCUAUCCAACAAGCGUCUAAACUUGCAUGAUGUACAUAAUUGAAUAUCUAUCGCUGUAUACCAAUAUUACUUUAUUCAUAGUUAUGCCAAAGUCAAAGAGUAUCGAUUCA
Arabidopsis lyrata subsp. lyrata is the source of this 3259-nucleotide messenger RNA. RefSeq names its product inactive disease resistance protein RPS4. The record is from RefSeq and is a predicted model, not a curated record. The transcript is spliced from 4 exons. Gene Ontology annotation, molecular function: ADP binding. NCBI's taxonomy places the organism in Eukaryota, Viridiplantae, Streptophyta, Magnoliopsida, Brassicales, Brassicaceae. The coding region runs from base 220 to 3111 and encodes 963 amino acids. Gene Ontology annotation, biological process: defense response.